AUGCGCGGCAUUGAGCACUGGCAAUUGUACAGUGCGCUCAAGUUCGUUGAACUGGUCCAAGACCUGUUUCCUCCGGGAGUCAUUCAAGCUCUGACCGGGGACGAUCGCUUGGGUCCUCAGAUGUGUCAACAUGCCGGAAUUCAAAAGAUCAGCUUCACAGGAUCCAUCAAGACCGGAAAGGCCAUUAUGACUGCAGCUGCACCUACAUUGAAAAGAUUGACACUGGAGCUAGGAGGUAAUGGUGCCUCGAUUAUUUGUCCUGACGUCGAUAUAUCUAAGACCGCUGUGCAAGUUGCGAUCGGAUCGUUCACCAACUCGGGACAGUACUGUCUCGCGAGCGAGCGGAUUGCUGAUGAAAAUAAGGAUGGCAACGGCAUAUCACUAGGCCCUGUGCAGAAUGCAAUGCAGUAUGGAAUUGUGAGAGGCUUCAUUCAGGAUUGUCGAGACAAAGGAUACAAUUUUGCUCUCGGCAGUGACACAGGGUCGGAGUCCAGUUUCAUGCUGAAACCGACAGUGGUGGACAAUCCUCCCGACGACUCAAUCAUCGUCAAGGAAGAGCCAGUUUGGUACAUCCUCGCCCUUCCCGACCCUUUUGACAAUUAG
Exophiala oligosperma is the source of this 603-nucleotide messenger RNA. RefSeq lists its product as uncharacterized. Lineage: Eukaryota; Fungi; Ascomycota; Eurotiomycetes; Chaetothyriales; Herpotrichiellaceae. The coding region runs from base 1 to 603 and encodes 200 amino acids. Gene Ontology annotation, molecular function: aldehyde dehydrogenase (NAD+) activity. The transcript is spliced from 2 exons. The record is from RefSeq and is a predicted model, not a curated record.